This is a messenger RNA of Rhodotorula toruloides NP11, 573 nucleotides long. Its product is annotated as 60S ribosomal protein l9. Gene Ontology annotation, cellular component: ribosome; cytosolic large ribosomal subunit. Gene Ontology annotation, molecular function: structural constituent of ribosome; rRNA binding. The coding region runs from base 1 to 573 and encodes 190 amino acids. The transcript has 5 exons. The record is from RefSeq and is a predicted model, not a curated record. Lineage: Eukaryota; Fungi; Basidiomycota; Microbotryomycetes; Sporidiobolales; Sporidiobolaceae. Gene Ontology annotation, biological process: cytoplasmic translation.
AUGAAGCAAGUUUACAAGGAAGAGGAGCUCGAGGUCCCCGAGGGCGUCACGGUUACCGUCAAGUCCCGUGUCAUCACCGUCACCGGACCCCGCGGUACCCUCCAGAAGAACGCGCAGCACGUCGACAUGUCGAUCCGCGUUCUCGCUCCCUCGGAGAAGGCUCUCAAGCCCGUCCACCGCGUCAAGCUCGUCGUCUGGCACGGCGGCCGCAAGCACGUCGCGUGCCUCCGCACGAUCCGCUCCCAGAUCGAGAACAUGAUCCAGGGCGUCCGCUACGGCUUCGCCUACAAGAUGCGCCUCGUCUAUGCUCACUUCCCCAUCAACGUCAUCAUCGCCGGUGACAAGCAGUCUGUCGAGAUCCGCAACUUCUUGGGCGAGAAGCGUGUCCGCCACGUCAAGAUGCUCGAGGGCGUGACCAUCUCCGAGUCCAAGGCGCAGAAGGACGAGAUCAUCCUCGAGGGCAACGACGUCGACGCCGUCUCCCAGUCGGCCGCGUCCAUCCACGGCCAGACCCUUGUUCGCAACAAGGACAUCCGCAAGACUACCGCCGUCCCCGUCGAGGACGCGGCAUGA